This is a messenger RNA of Brassica rapa (field mustard), 3614 nucleotides long. RefSeq names its product cyclin-A1-2. NCBI's taxonomy places the organism in Eukaryota, Viridiplantae, Streptophyta, Magnoliopsida, Brassicales, Brassicaceae. The record is from RefSeq and is a predicted model, not a curated record.
ACCUUUCUACCCUUGUUCUUUUUUCCUUUUUUAUUGUAUGCUAAAGUUAUAUAUUUACCUCUUGUGUUUUUUACUUUUACCAAAUUAUUAUUUUUUCACAGAUUCUUCCUUGUUGUUCACUCGCUCAAGAUCUCUCCCAAGAAAAACCCUAAACUCAUCUGACCGGAGAUUGACGACGACGACGCUACAAACAAUGUCUUCCACGGCUAAACGGACUUCUUCUUCUUCCUCGUUGUCGUCAUGGGGGAAUCAUCAGUCCAAGGAUAAUCCACUCUGCUAUGGAGAUAUCACAAACCAGAGGAGCGGAUCUCCUCCUAGAAAAUUAGGGUUAGGGUUUACUCUGAUCUGUAAAUUCGUUCAACCACUCAAGUUUCACUAUUGUUCCAAAAAAACCAACCAAACAAAACCUCUCGAAUUGCUUAAUCCUUCUGAUUUGGGAAAAGAAGAUGAUGAUGAUAGUAGUAACUUGGGUGAGGAUCCACAGCUUUGUGGUGCCUUUACAUGCGAUAUUUACGAGCAUAAUCUGCGUUCAUCCGAGGCGAAGAAAAGGCCUGCUAUCGAUUACAUGGAGAGGGUUCAACCAAACAUCGACGCCACCAUGCGUGCCAUCCUGAUCGAUUGGCUCGUGGAGGUUGCUGAAGAGUUUAGCCUUCCGCCAGAGACUUUGUACCUGGCGGUGAACUGUUUAGACAGGUAUCUUUCGGGAAACGUGAUCACAAAGCUAAACCUCCAGUUGCUUGGUGUUUCAUGCAUCAUGAUUUCAGCUAAAUAUUAUGGACGAGGAUCAGUGCGUGCGCCUCUUCGUCAGGUGGAGAGUUUCUGUUACAUCACCGAUUACACCUACUCGAGAAACGAGCUCCUGGAGAUGGAGUCUUGUGUUCUCAACUACUUGAAGUUCGAGUUAACAACUCCAACGGCAAACUGUUUUUUAAGCCACUUUGUCCCUCAAGGCAAAAGAGAGGAGGUCCCAUCGUCCCACCUCUUGUUUGAGUCGCUAGCGAGCUAUCUCUGCGAAUUAUCUCUCUUGGAUUACGCUAUGCUUCGCUACGCUCCAUCACUCGUCGCAGCCUCUGCUGUUUUCUUGGCACGAUACGUGUUACAUCCUUCGAGAAAACCAUCGUGGAGCUCUACGUUGGAGCAUUACACACGGUACAGGGCUCAGCAUUUGGAAGCGUGCGUUAAGAAUCUUCUUCGGCUGUGUCAUGAGAGUCCCUCAGGUGAUAAUGUAGUUGCAGUCAGAAAGAAGUACAGUAAAGCCAAAUACAAGUUUGCAGCAAACAUGUUUUACCCCUCCUCACUGCCGGUGCCACAAGAGCUCUUCCUCUGAUUGGCUUCCUUUUUGUUUUUAAUUUCCUCGUCUUGUUGAUAGAAACUCAUUGGGUCAGAGACCAAUGUGUUCAGUUCGAUUCAUGUAAUGAACAUAAAACAAUUUAUAAAAGAGAAGUAAAUAAUCCACCAAAAAAAGUUAUACCUUUCUUAUUAAAAGCUUAUAAAUCUAAUGAGAUAUGUGAUUAUGAGAUCUUUUAGCAUUUUCUUCUAUAUCAAAAAUUAUUAAGUGCAUUUUUUACGAGAUAUUAGGACGAUUUUGUUAUUUUUACUUUUAUUGUCUCCACUCCAGAGAUUGAAAGUGUUUUGGUUGGUUUAAAUCUGCUAAAUUCCGUUUAUUUUGUCUUUAUCUCCUUUUGCUAGAGUAGUACGUAGUUUCCUCUGAUCCUUUCAUUUAGUAAAGUCUAAAAGGAUUUCAUCACAGAAUCUAGACCCACUUACAAGACUGGUUAGAUUCAUAAAGCAAUAGCUCAACACUAUCUAUCUAUAGUCUAUACAUUGAUUAGCUCUCUUAAAAAUGCUCUUCGACUUCAGUACUUCAAUGUACAACUCUGGCCUUGAUGCUGACAACAUUGAAGAUAGACACAAGUCUUCAGCGCAGAAAAAUGUCAAGAUUUUUAUUCACCUGAAAAAUAUAAUCUACAAUCAUACUUUUAUUUUUUGAAAUAUUUUUUUUUGAAACACUAUUUACAAUCAUACUAAAGGUUAGAUUUAGUUAUAUCCACAGUACAUAAAUCAACAUGCGCUUGUCAUAUGCAACAUCAACACCAUACAAUUUACAAUGAUACUGAAACAAAUUGCAUGCAGUUUCUGCAUAAUCAUAUGCAACAUACGCUUGUGAAAUAUAUAUAUAUAUAUAUACCUAACCUGUGUGUACCAUCUCCCCAAAACUGCAACUGUACCAUCAUAUGCUUGAGAUCAAAAGCAUGAAAGUAACGCAUGAGUUUCAGCUAAUGGUGUAACCUACUUAUUCAUUUGCCAAAGAACCCAUCUUCUUUCAUUUUCCUAAACAGCGCAUCAGCUACAUGAAUUAGGCCUCGUCUACUAAAUCCCGACAUCAUUGUAGUAUAUGCUACAACAUUAGGCUUUAUUAUUUUAGAGAACAGGAUACCAAAAUAAAACCAAAGCAUCCUCAACCUUGCACAUCUGUUGAAUAAUGAUAGUAUACUACCAAUACUAACAUCCGUUUGUCUCUUUCGCAUGUACUCAAAUAUCAUCAGCGCUUUCUCUACGUUCCUGCAAAUGCUUUUAGAUGAAUUGUCACGCCUAUGAUUCGUGUAGAGUUGUUUAGGAAAAUGUUUGUUUAAAGAAUAUUAAUAUACAUCAUUGCAACAUAAUUUAACAAAAAAUGAUAAUAGCUGCAGUGAAAUCAAGUUGACCUUAUAGCUGAAGAUUCACAACACACUAGCUCAACAAUAUGACUUUACACGCCAACCAACACCAAAGUAAACUUCCGAAAGACCGGUGACCUAGCGGUUCUCUUCUGACGACCAAUCUUCACAGGUCCUAUAUAUGCCUUAUACAUGAUACAUUCAUCAACUUUCUUUACAAUAUUAACUUCGUAUCUUGAUUGUUCUCUAAGUAUAGUAAAAAUCAAGUUGUAUCCAAUGUUACAAGUUUUUGGUUCAGUUACCCGAAUCUUCAAAAUGGGAAACUUUUAAUUACCUUCAAGAUGACAUCUCUUUUGAAAAGGGUCUGUACAGAAUUUAUGUGUAGCUAAUUAGGUAUGUGACCUUGAAGAUCAUAUCAUCGUACAACCUUUUUUUUUUGUCUUGUCUUAUAUCAUCAACACUAGGAUAAGACCCGCGCCUUGCGCGGGAUUAAGUUAUUAUUUUUAUUAUAUUUUGGAGAAUGAAACAAUAGUUUGGCUUCAUUUGGAUUACGGGUGUUCAACCCGGAUAUCGGGUUGGUUUCGGUUCGGUUCGGUUUUUUCGGUAUUUGGUUAGUAAAAUAUAACUACUAUUCUAAAUUCAUAUUUAUUUUGACUUUAGUCUUUCACAUACUUUUGAAAGAUUUCAACUGGACGACUAAGAGCUUGACUGGUUUCCCCGCUACCACCCGCAAACGCAGCUUUUGCGGUUGGUAGCGGUUGAUAGCGUUUCAAAACAAUCAUAUAAACUGCUACAAAUCGUUUCAAACCGCUCCGAACCUCUUAAAAUCAAAAGUUGGUUCCAGCUAGCCUUUGCGGUUGCGGACGGUUGCGGGAGGAUAAUUUUUUUUUCUUUUUUUUAAAAACCAUAUAAAUACAAAAAUAAAAAUAUUCAAUAAAUUUUUUAAAAUGAAAUUAU